CUGCCGAUAUUUGCCGCAAUAAAUAGGCCGGGUCUUCUUCCUUGCUUUGCCUUUUCUUCCUGGAGGACGAUCGCUCGUCCCUUUUAUCAAAUCUCGUGUUUUUUCUCUCUUGAGAUGAUCUGAGAGCCAGAGCUGGAAGAAAGAGAGAGAGAAGAAAGAAAAUUGGCUAAGGAGUCUGAACAUUCUCUUUUCUUAACCUCACCUCAGGUUCCUUUUUGGUCUUUAUAAAGUGGAAAGAUGCUGGAAAAGAUUGGUUUGCCAGCCAAGCCAUCAGUGCGAGGUGGAAGUUGGGUGGUUGAUGCAUCCCAUUGCCAGGGUUGUUCUUCUCAGUUCACAUUUAUCAAUAGGAAGCAUCAUUGUCGCAGAUGUGGGGGCUUGUUCUGCAAUAGUUGCACUCAGCAGAGAAUGGUUUUACGUGGACAAGGUGACUCACCAGUUCGAAUAUGUGAUCCUUGCAAAAAAAUAGAGGAGGCGGCACGCUUUGAGUUGAGAUAUGGACACAAAAGUCGAGCUGCAAAAGGUAAUCUGAAACUUGCCUUAAAGCAUGAGGAAGAAAUUCUAGGUCAGAUUCUUGGAACUGAUGGGAAGCAGCAUUUGCCAUCUGGAGAAGAAUCACAUGCAGAUGCAAUUUCUGAUCAUCAGAAAUUUGGGAGCAGCGCUUCGUGUUCGAGUUUGAAUGAGUCUGCUACUCCAGUUAGGGAACUAGGUGUUAUUAGGAGCACAUCUGUUGAAAUGCACAAUAUUGCCCACACUGAUGUGUCUGGUAGUCCAGAAGAAUUGCGUCAGCAAGCUGUUGAGGAGAAGAAAAUGUAUAAGAUCCUAAAAGCACAAGGGAAGUCUGAGGAAGCACUUCAAGCCUUCAAGCGUGGUAAAGAACUUGAGAGGCAGGCUGGGGCUUUAGAAAUUGCAAUAAGAAAGAGCCGUAGAAUGGCUUCAAAAGCUUCAAUUUUGAGCAGUACAGCUGGCUCCCAAAAUACAGAUGAAAGUGAAGAGUUGGGUAGUAAAAGAAAGUUACCAUCACAAAGGAGUAAAAAGGAAAAGGAUGACCUUGCUGCUGAUCUUAGAGAACUGGGAUGGUCUGAUGCUGAUCUUCAUGAUGCAGAUAAAAAGUCUGCAAAGGUGAGUUUGGAGGGUGAACUGUCAAAUCUUCUUGGAGAAAUCACUUCAAGAUCCUCUCAAGGUAGGAAAACUGGUGGCAUUGAUAAGUCUCAGAUCACUGCUCACAAGAAAAAGGCUCUUUUGCUUAAGCGAGAAGGGAAGCUUGCUGAGGCAAAGGAAGAACUGAAGAAGGCUAAAAUUUUAGAAAAACAACUAGAAGAACGGGAGCUCUUGGGUGAGGAUGAAGAUUCUGACGAUGAGCUAUCUGCCUUAAUCCGCAGUAUGGAUGAUGACAAACAAGAUGAUUUACUAUUGGACCAUGCAUCUGACCCUGACAGGAGCUUCAACCACUUUCCAGGUGUCAUAGAUGAUCUUGCUAUUGAUGGGAAUUUUGACGUGACAGAUGAUGAUAUGAAUGACCCAGAGCUAGCUGCUGCCUUGAAAUCAUUCGGCUGGAGUGAAGAUGAUGAUCAAGCAACCGAUCAUGUCAUGCAAUCUGUUGCUGUGGACCGGGAUGCAUUGCAGAGCCAAGUUCUUGCCCUGAAGAGAGAGGCCCUCAGCCAAAAACGAGCAGGCAACACUGCAGAGGCAAUGGAGCUGCUUAAGAAAGCUAAACUACUGGAGAGGGACAUGGAGAGCAUGCAGUCUGAUGCUGAAAUCUUUACACCAGAACUGAAGCUGGAGACUUCAACUGCUCAAGUUUCUGGAGAUCCAUCUGUGGCAGGGACAUCUGUUGAGGAGAGUAUUACAGAAAUAAGUAACUCAUAUGUUAAAUCUCCACCAAAAAGUAAACUAGCAAUUCAGAAAGAGCUACUGGCUUUGAAAAAGAAGGCACUCACUUUGAGAAGGGAAGGGCGCUUGAACGAGGCAGAGGAAGAACUGAAGAAAGGAAAAAUUCUUGAGCAACAAUUGGAAGAGAUGGAAAAUGCUCCAAAAAGGCCUGUAGCUAAAGUGGGCAAGAAGACUUUGGAAUCAACCCGUACCCAUGAAGGUGCUUCUGUGACCUUAGGUCUUGGAGAGGAGGGGGGGGAUGCAGAGGUAACAGAACAAGACAUGCAUGAUCCAGCCUUGCUGUCAGUUUUGAAGAAUUUGGGAUGGAAUGAUGAUGAUGUUGAGUCUGUUGGUGUGACAAAUAAACCCACUGAACAGAUGAAUGAUGAAUCUUCCCAUGACAGUGUCCCUUCUGUAAAACCUCGGAAGGCAAUGAGGAGCAAGGCUGAAAUUCAGAGGGAUUUACUAGCUUUAAAAAGAAAAGCCUUGGCCUUGAGACGGCAAGGUAAAACUGAGGAGGCCGAGGAAGUGCUGGAGAAGGCAAAGGCCUUGGAAAAUGAGAUGGCAGAGAUGGAUAACCUGCAUAAUGCCAAGUCUAUGCAGGUGGAGUCACAUGUACUUGGAUCUCUGGAAACACAAAAGAGAUCAGAUAAUCAGAAGGGUACUGGUGAUGUACAAAAUGCUGAUGCAGACUUAUUGUCUGUUGUUAUGAAUAAUAUGCCAAAGGAUAAGGUGGUCGUGACACAAGAUGCAUAUGAUGUCGAUUUUAAGAAAAUGAGUGAAGCAAGAAAACCUCUUCCACCUGGAUCUGCUGUGAAAGUUCCAGAAACAUCGUCGCAUGAGCUGCAGAAAUUUGGAAGACCAGGUCUUCUAGCUGCCGAAAGUUCUAUAGACCAGCCUUUAGACUUGCUUGAUUUUCUCUCAGGCAAGGAGGAAAAGAUUUCACGGCCAGCUUAUGGAGAAUCAGCAUGGGAAGAAACUCCAGAAGCCAAUAGUUCCUCUCCUGCAAUUUUUCCGGUCCGGCCACAAAUUCAGAUUAGUGCCAAAGAGGCCGUCGGUGAAACUGAAAUACUAUCACAUGGAGGCCCAACUCUUCAAAUGGCUCAGAAGAAAGACAUAAAUGUUGCUACCACGAAUAAUUCACCAGCACCUGAAGAAAGAUUAGAUCAUGGGACUGGGGAUCUUAAGGAUGAAAUUCUAGCUAGGAAAAGAAGGGCUCUUGCCCUAAAGAGAGAUGGGAAGUUGGCAGAAGCCCGAGAAGAACUGAGGCAAGCAAAAAUUUUGGAAAAGAGUCUGGAAGAUGGUCAACAAAACAAUGCGGGUAGUGCAAGUGUUCUGGCUACUACUCCCAACACUACUGUCAUGCAAGAAAGCAAAACUAACCAGUCAAAGAAACCUAUUUCAGGCCGUGAUCGCUUAAAAAUACAGCAGGAGUCCCUCUCUCACAAGCGUAAUGCUUUGAAACUGCGACGAGAAGGAAAGAUGGAGGAAUCAGAGGCUGAACUUGAACUAGCCAAGGCAUUGGAGAACCAAUUAGAAGAAUUGGAUUCACAACGUUCAAGCACCAGCACUUCUGCUGGCAAACUGGAAGCAAUGGGUGAUGCAGUUGUGGAGGAUCUGCUUGAUCCUCAACUCAUGUCUGCCCUCAAAUCAAUAGGGUGGCAAGAUACUGAUUUUGGAGCGCAACCUUCCAGCAAAUUAGAGUCUAAGCCAAAAGUUGAGAAGGAUGGAAAUCCUCAAGCAGAAAAAGCUCAUCUGGAAGAACAGAUCAAAGCGGAGAAGCUUCGAGCUCUUAACUUGAAACGGGCAGGUAAGCAAACAGAGGCUUUGGAAGCUCUCCGCUCGGCCAAACGUCUUGAAAAGAAGCUUGCCUUAUUAACUUAAAAAGCACAUGAUAGAGUGAUGAUACUUCAUGCAUAUUAGAUGCAUUUGGAUAUGUUUCUAUCUUUGAAUUCAUUGGACUCUGUCCAAUCUAUCUUUCUCUCUCUCUAUCUCAAAAAAUAAUGCUGCUAUCUAUGAUGAUAGCCAUAGUUGUAAUUAUGUAGAACUGUAUCGCAUGAUGAAAAGUUCAUUUGGAAGAGUUGAUCAAGACUUUAAAA
Elaeis guineensis (African oil palm) is the source of this 3968-nucleotide messenger RNA. RefSeq lists its product as uncharacterized. Gene Ontology annotation, molecular function: protein binding; metal ion binding. NCBI's taxonomy places the organism in Eukaryota, Viridiplantae, Streptophyta, Magnoliopsida, Arecales, Arecaceae. The record is from RefSeq and is a predicted model, not a curated record.